AUGGCACUCAACACUUCCGGAAUUCAGCAUUUCUUCCUGACAAAUACCUCUCCCCACAGUGUCUCCUUAUGUCUCAGUCCACAGGUGUGCCUUGUGAAGAGGGGCGGGAUGCUCUCCUCCCAAGUAAUCAGAGUAGGUACUUUUAGCUGCUCUGCAAGUGAUGCUUUUCUUGUUCCACAUGAGUGGUACGAGCCUGGAGACUUCAUCAUUGGUGGGAUGGUGUCUCACCUCCUCUACCACUCUAUUGAAAGUAAAUUUAAAGAAAACCCUGCCAUAACACCUUAUGGUAUACCAGUUGUAACCACCAAAUUUCAUCAACACAUCCUUGCCUUGGCCUUUGCUGUGAAGGAGAUCAAUGAGGACUCCCAGAUCUUACCUAACGUCACUCUUGGGUUCCACAUCUAUGACAGUUACCUCAAUGCAAGGAUGACCUAUCGCACCACUCUGGACCUGCUUUUCAAAUCCCAGGAAUUUCUCCCUAACUACAAAUGUGAAAGCCAGAAGACUCUCAUGGCUAUCAUUGGAGGAUUGGAUUUUGACACAUCAUCUUACAUAGCUGAAAUCAUAGGAUUCUUCAAGAUUCCACAACUCCAUUCAUUUCUUCAAGGCAUUUCCUUUAACAAUUCAGCUGGGGAGAGAGUGUUCCUGAAUGAGAAAGGGGAAGCAACAAGUGGAUUCGAUAUCACCAACUUGAUCACCUUUCCAAAUAGAUCCUUUCAGAGAGUUAGAGUUGGAAAGAUGGAUCUCCAGGCUCCAAAGGGGACAGAAUUAUUCAUUGAUGAAGAUGCAAUUAUCUGGCACCCAGCUUUUAACCAGGCUCAUCCACUUUCUAGAUGUAAUGAUCCUUGUUUCUCUGGAUCCUGGAAGAAAGGGAUUGAAGGGGAUCAAUUCUGCUGCUAUGACUGUGUUCCAUGUCCAGAAGGGAAAAUUUCAAAUCAAAACGAUAUGGAUGACUGUUUUGAAUGUUCAGAAGAUCAUUAUCCAAAUAAGAAAAAGAAAGGAUGUAUCCAGAAAGUGGUGGUGUUUCUAACCUUUGAAGAAACCUUAGGAAUUGGUUUAUCCUCAGCAGCUCUUGGUUUCUUCUUCUUGACAUCUUGGGUACUUGGAACUUUUAUUAAGCACAGGGAUACUCCCAUUGUCAAAGCCAACAACAGGUCCCUCACCUACACCCUGCUUGUCUCUCUUCAGCUCUGUUUUCUCUCCUCUUUACUCUUCCUCAGCCAGCCUGGCAAACUGACCUGCCUUCUCCGACAAUCAAUGUUUGGUGUCACCUUCUCAGUGGCCAUUUCUAGUGUACUGGCCAAAACCAUCACUGUGGUUGUUGCUUUCAUGGCCACUAAACCAGGAUCUCAGAUGAGGAGAUGGGUGGGGAAAAGAUUGGCCUUUUCUAUUGUCUUUUCAUGCUCCAUCAUCCAAGUAUGGAUUUGUAUCCUUUGGUUGUCGACAUUUCCCCCAUUCCCUGAGUUGGACAUGCACUCAGCGCUCCAAGAAAUGAUUUUACAGUGCAAUGAAGGGUCAGCUUCAUUCUUCUACUGUGUCUUGGGCUACAUGAGUAUCUUGGCCAUUGCCAGCUUUAUUGUGGCUUUUCUUGCCCGUAAAUUACCUGACAGCUUUAAUGAAGCCAAGUUCAUCACCUUCAGCAUGUUGGCCUUUUGCAGUGUGUGGAUCUCCUUCUUUCCAGCCUAUCUGAGCACAAAAGGCAAAGCUAUGGUAGCUGUGGAGGUCUUCUCCAUCUUGGCCUCCAGCGCUGCAUUACUGGGAUGCAUAUUUCUGCCAAAAUGCUACAUCAUUGUUUUCAGACCUGAACUAAACCACAGAGAGCAACUCAUAAAGAGGAAUUAGUUCCCCAAGUGUAUAUGUAUACAUCCAAAUUACACUGUAUUUUUCUCUGUGUCAUUUAAUAUAUAUGUGGUUAUGAGGGUAUAUGCAUAAUUUUGUAUUUAUUUAUUUUGUAUUGUUUAUUUAGUGUAUAUUGGAAGUUAUGGCCCUCUGAGAGCUGUAUGCAAUGAAAUUUCCUUUUAAUGUAUGCUGAUUAUUGUACAUUUAAAGUGACAAUAAAGUUAUUCUAAGUCUAA
Molecule: messenger RNA, 2075 nt
Organism: Pantherophis guttatus
Lineage: Eukaryota; Metazoa; Chordata; Lepidosauria; Squamata; Colubridae
Source: RefSeq, a predicted model, not a curated record